Prunus armeniaca (apricot) is the source of this 357-nucleotide messenger RNA. Lineage: Eukaryota; Viridiplantae; Streptophyta; Magnoliopsida; Rosales; Rosaceae. The record is from the annotation of a GenBank genome assembly.
AUGAAGUUCCCUACCCGCAAUGGUACUGGCGUUAUCCGGGGUGACCAGCUCAGCGCACGGAUGUGCUAUGCCACUGCUCUUAAAUCGGUAGCUUGCAAGCCGCCAAUGGAAGCCAUGUCCGUGCAGGGACUACCGAGCAGUAGAGGGCCUAUAGAUGACCCAAGAGAGGAAAUGCCAACGCCGGUGGCGCAGCCUGCCGAAGAGCUCGAAACGGUGAUCCUGAACAAGGAGUUUCCCGAUCGAUGGGUAAAAAUCGGCACCAACCUAGGUCCCGACCUACGAAGGCAGUUAAUCGACUUCUUGUGGCAACAGGCGGAGGUCUUCGCCUGGUCUUACGAUGAUAUGCCUGGCAUAUGA